[Torrubiella] hemipterigena is the source of this 468-nucleotide messenger RNA. The record is from the annotation of a GenBank genome assembly. NCBI's taxonomy places the organism in Eukaryota, Fungi, Ascomycota, Sordariomycetes, Hypocreales, Clavicipitaceae.
AUGAAAGUGAUAUACGAUAGGACAUCCAUCAAGACGUCAUUUUACAGCUCCAUGGGCAGCUGGAAGGGCGUGACAUCAACGCUGGGAUUUGUCGACUACAAGUCAGCGUCGCCCUCGCGCAACAACCUGAUUCUGAUAUUCCAGAAUCGCAACCUCGAGACGUUGAUUGGAAGUUUCGAGUCGCACAUUGACGACUUUGUGGCUCUCCUGGAGCGUAACGAUUCAUUGCUUGUUGACGGCGUCGUUAUCUUCCGUCUGCUAGCCCUUGACAUCGUCACCGACGUUCUCUGGGGCGAGCAGGACAGGCUGUUGCGAGCGCGCCAGAGCGACGGCGACAGCAACACCAGCAGCGAGGCUAGCAUGAACGUUUUCUUGCGCCGGUUCCAUGCCUUUAGCACCUGGAACGCAACCAAGAGCUUCAUCUAUGGAACCGACUUGGCUGUGAGACUCUUCGGGUCCCGCAAAUGA